ACCCCAGGCAAAUAUCCUUUGGGACCUCCGAAACCCCAUCGCAAGUGACAAGUACCUCUUCAGAUAGUCAUCGCCAACGAGAGGCUCCUAUAAAUAACUUAUCUGCUGUGCGUCAUCCCGCGUGCGUCUGCUGACGGGCUGUCGAUCGGGUGCCCUUCCCUCGGACAAGAUGGCGACAAGGUCUCGAGACGUCCCGGACGAGGAGCUCUUCAUGAGCAGGCCCGUCGAAGAUUGCGACAGUCCAACUGUCGAGCCCCUGAGGAUAUUCAAGCCUCAAAGUCCAAAACUUGCCGACCGUUUCAAGUACCCCGCCCCGCCGACCUUCUCGUCGCCCGCGUCCUCUUCCAAGCCUACUACAUUCCCACUUCCGCCCGGAGCAUCAAGCUCUGCGGCCCCGCUGCCGUACCCAGACGACGAGGACCACCGGAUAACCCAGCCAUCCAAGUCGAGCAGACCUCCAUACGCGGACGACGGCCGCAAGUCUUCCGGUUCCGGCCGGACUUACACCCCGCCCGCUAUUCCUGGAGGGUCGCAGCCGCAAAGCUAUAAUGAUACCUCUCCUCGACUGAGCAUGAGUCCCAUCGAGAAGAAGGGCACUGGCCUGGCAGAGAGACGUGGCACGGCGCCAAUGCCCCUGCAAAGCCCCACGAGCCCCACCGACGAUAAGGAUGAGCUGUUCGCGAAGCCGUUGGCGCAACCCAAGCCCGCAGUUUCCGCAGCGAAGAUCUCGACGGCAUAUCAGAACAAGCCUUACUACCCACCACCCGGUGGUACAUCAUCAGGCUCCAGUAGUCUCCUGCUGCCGGGCGAGAGCGCAGCCGGCGUAAACCGGUUCUCCUCCACUGCAUCCACCUCGACAACACGUGCUAGCCGUGGAUCACCUCCUCCCCCAGAGACUCCCAUUGAACCCGGUAGCUUGCCAGGGGAAGGCAUCGAGGCACGGUAUGCGGCCGCCGGCAUCUCGGGCACAGCGACGCUGAACAGCUUCCAGGCUCAGAGUGCCGCUGCUCAGUCUCGCCUGGCGCAGUACGGUGGCCAACCUCGGCCAGCCCAGCCCGCCCGGCCUUGGACCCCUACCGAGACCCCGGACCAGCAGCCUCAUGGCCCGCCCACUGUCUACCAAGGAUCGGAACCCGUCAGCAGCCUACCGCUCCAGCAGCCAACCUUGAACCUCGCACCGCCCAACUCCAGCUCGGGCACCACCGCUCCUCCCGGGUCAAGCCUCCAGGUGAGCGUCCUGGAGCAGGACUUCCAGCGGAUGCAAGCAUCUACUCCUCCGCCUGCCUAUACCAGUGUCAACCCCAGUGCCAAUUCUCACCCGUAUCCCAACGAAAAGCAACGACCGGCCCAGGCCAGUUCAAGCUCCGCUCCGGCCCCGCAAGCUACCCCUGCUACGGCCGCCGCAGCAUCUGCGUCCAACACGGCGACCGCUACAUCUGCUGCAUCUGCCACGUCUGCUGCGGCAGCAGCAGCAACAAAGACUGAUCCUGCGGCAGCCGGCCUUGCGUCCCCUGCGCUGCAGCACCCUGGGCACCCGGCGUUUGCAAACGACCCCAGACCAGAGUCUCUUCAGAACGGCCAGGCUGGGCUUUAUCACACUCCAUCCGCCGCCCAGGCAGCCGCCGGGCUAGCAUCGCCCCCUCCGCUCCCCGAGGGCUGGAUCGCCCAUCUCGAUCAGAAUUCUGGGCAGUAUUACUACAUCCAUCUCGCCAGCCAAGCUACUCAGUGGGAGUUCCCCAAGGGACCAAACCCGAUCCACCACGAGACGGCACCUCUCUCGCCGACCGCGUCCACGUACGGCAACCCUCUCGGGUCGCCUUUCCUGGGCGGGAAAGCUUCACUCGCCUCCCCCGGUCUCUACCCCCCGCAAACACCUGGCUAUGCGGAGAGUAUAAUGAGCGUGGCCGCAUCGGCAACCCCCACCGCUGCUGGCUUCUCCGGGCCUCCACCGAGUGCGGGUGUGGACAUGUACAAGGUAACUCCCACGAACGGCGUCUACUUCGGUCCGUACCUUCGGUAUGCCAACAUGGACCUGGAGAGAGGCGUAUGGACAGGGAGCAUCUUGAUCAUUACAGAUGCCCCGCAGCCCCCUACAAUUCACAUCCACCUGAGUGUAGAUCUCUCGCCCAACCCGAGGCAGCUUGUCCCGCGCUCCAUCUUCACCCACCAGCGUUGGGGCUUCUACAAGUAUGAUCUGGAGCUCCAGAUGGGCGAGGGCGGCACGGAACGAUGGACGUAUGCCGUCACCUCUCACCUGGGCUGCACGCGGUACGAAUUCGUGGUCGCCGGCCGACAUGAGACUGGCUGGCGCAUGAUUGCCCAUUCCGGAAACGAUUUUGCCCCUUCCACCAGCCAGGGCGACAGGGCGAAGCUCGGCGGGGUGGGUUAUAUGUGGAAGGACGUGCUGCAGAAGAACGUUGAGUGCGGAGGCUUCCACGUCCAGCUCGGCCUCGGAGACCAGAUCUAUGGCGAUCGCCUGUGGAAGGAGGUGCCGAUUCUCAAGCAGUGGCUCUCCAUGCCCGGGCGGGAGAACCGGAAGAACGUCCAGUGGACGGCGAGGCACGAAGAAGACGUUUCUCACGCCUACUUCCACUACUACACAAGCCAUUUCGACCAGCCGUUCCUGAGAGAGGCUUUUGCCCAGAUCCCCCACAUCUUGCAGAUUGAUGACCAUGACAUCUUCGAUGGGUUUGGAUCUUAUCCUGAUUACAUGCAGUCUUCGGCGGUGUUCAGGAACAUAGGACGGGUUGCCAUCGAGAUGUACCUCCUCUUCCAGCACCAUACGACGGUGGAGAUACUGCGCAACGUCAGUUCGGACCAGGACCUCUUCACCAUCACCGGCGCGGGCUGGCACUUUGUCAAGUACCUCGGCCCCGCCGUCGUCGUCGUGGGGCCCGACUGCCGGUCCGAGAGGACGCAGAACCGGGUCAUGGCCGGUCCGACCUACCAGGGCAUCUUCCCCAAGGUGGCCCUGCUGCCGCCCAGCGUCCAACACUGCAUCUGGAUGCUCUCGGUGCCCGCCGUCUACCCCCGACUGGAGGCGGUGGAGACCCUGGCCAACACGUUCGCAACGGGCAAGAAGGCGGUCAACACGACUUACAACCUGCUCGGCAAGGUGACGAGUUCGGUGGCCGGUGUGGUUGGAGGCAAGGAGGUUGUCGCCCAGGGAUUCAGCCACGUCAAGAAGGCCGUUGGCAAGUCGGGGCUCAUGGGCAACGUCCUUAACCAGUUUGGCGAUUUCGACAUCGCCGAGGAGUUGAAGGAUCUUUGGACUCACGAAUCCAAGGACUUGGAGCGGACAUAUCUGAUCCGGACCCUCCAGGGCAUUGCCCACCAGAAGGGAAUCCGGAUGACGUUCCUUUCGGGCGACGUCAACUGCUCGGGCGCCGGCCUUGUCCACGACCCGUCGCACCCGAGCGACCACAAGACCAUGUACCAAAUCAUCACGAGCCCGAUCGUGGCCCAGCCGGCGAGCAACUACAUGCUCAAGAUGCUGCACAACAACAAGCUCCUGUACGUGCCGCAGAACGGCAGCAAGUCGACGCACGAGGUGUCCGACACCAAGGAGGACAUGAUGGAGAUCUUCCACACCGACGCCUCGGGCACCCCCCGCGAUCUCAAGAAGCUCAUGGGCCGCCGCAACUACGUCGCCAUCGUCGCCUACGACCCGGAGGCCAUCGCCGGCGGCGCCGGCGCCGGCGGCACCCAGUACGCCGGGAGCGUCUCGAGCGGCAGCAGCGGCCUCAACAAGCUCAGCCUCGCCGUCGACUUUGUCGUUCAGGGGGACGGCGCCUUCACUGCGCCGACAAAGUACGGGCCCGUCAUCGUGCCGCACCUCGAGUUUGGGCAUUAGAUUAGGCCUGCCUCCCUCGGAACCGAUCUGUAUGUAUGUAUGUGGCCUUGCUUUAUCGCGGGUCAAGAGGGACCGGAGGGGAAGG
Molecule: messenger RNA, 3938 nt
Organism: Phialemonium atrogriseum
Lineage: Eukaryota; Fungi; Ascomycota; Sordariomycetes; Cephalothecales; Cephalothecaceae
Product: putative ww domain-protein
Exons: 3
Coding region: 170-3853 (1227 amino acids)
Cellular component (GO): membrane
Molecular function (GO): protein binding
Source: RefSeq, a predicted model, not a curated record